This is a messenger RNA of Culicoides brevitarsis, 3307 nucleotides long. Its product is annotated as centrosomal protein of 104 kDa. Gene Ontology annotation, cellular component: cilium. The record is from RefSeq and is a predicted model, not a curated record. NCBI's taxonomy places the organism in Eukaryota, Metazoa, Arthropoda, Insecta, Diptera, Ceratopogonidae. The transcript is spliced from 13 exons. Bases 85 to 2970 code for a protein of 961 amino acids.
UUUUUUAUUCAACUUUAAACUUAAAGCACACUUUAUGCAAGAAAAAAGUAGAAUUUCAAUCAAAUUAGGGUUAAAACGUGCAAAAUGGUUAAGAAAAUACCGUUCAAAGUGAUUUUCGCUUCAGAUGAACAAACAGACUUUCCCGCAAGCGAAUUGAACACUCAUGGACCCACAGUGCAAGGAUGGCGUUCGAAUCCUGAGAAUAACACGCCGAAAGAGAUCCUUUUGAAGUUGGAUCAUCCUGCGAGGAUAUCAAAAAUUCAAGUUUUAGCUCAUCAGUACUUGAUUCCUGAGCGAAUUGAAUUAUGGAUCCAUUAUUCGCCGCAAAAGUGUGCUCCAUGUACGCCAAGUAGUCAAAGUUUCGAAUAUAUGGGAUUUGUAGCGUUAUCGGACAAUGCGAACAGCAAUUAUCAAUCACGUGAGUUGCAAAGUGUAUCUGUCGAACCGAAAAUCGGGACACAUUUGAAGUUGCGGAUAGGUCCGUCGUAUGAAAAUCCUCAAAAUCCACAGAGACAAGCAGCUUUACUUGCGGUUAAUGUCUUGGGAGAAGAAGUUAUGCCGUGCGAUGGGGAUUUGAAUCAACUUGUAUCGAAACCUGCUGAAGCAACGUACGAUUCGAUCUGCGAUGAUUUGUCUUUUUGCAUGUAUGUCGAGGAAAGUGUCGCCGAAGUCGUUCGUCAAAUGGAAAUGUUGAAGCAUAAAGCGGUUCAGGACGAAAGAUUCGAAUACGCGCGAAAAUUAAAGCUUUGUAUGACAUCCUUACGAAGUGCAGGCGAACGAUUGGGACGUUAUGCACUCGCGAAACGUCAAGCUGUGCAAUUGGAAGAUUUCAAUGCUGCCUGUUUGCGCAAAGAACAGAUCGAAAUGUACCGAAAUUCGGUGUUCGAGUUGCUUCAAGUCGACAAAUUGCUCGAAAAAGAUGGUUUAAAUCCCGAUAACGAUGUUUGUUCGGAACUUUACACAUCGAAACCCGUUCUUCCGUCAGCGCCAAGUCUUCAAGAUGUUGCCAAUGUACUCAUGAAAAAUGUCAUCCAAAUUCCCUUUGAUCCGCCAGAGCCGUUAGACUUGAAUUCCGAAAGUUCUUUUGAUCAUACAGCGACUUCAACGACGGGGCAUCAACGAAAAUCAUCACUUUCUUCGUUGAAAAGUCACAGCGAUGCUCCCGGAUCGCCUCUUUUCAACGGAAUAACACGCAGUCCAAAAACCGCAUCGCCAACUCCAAGUUCGACGGGAUCCAUUCGACGUCGAAACAAAAGUCUCCCACGAAAUACGUACGACGAUUACGACGAACGGGAAAUCCCGACGUUGAGACAUUCGCAAACGAACGAAUAUCUGAAGGAAUGUUACGCGCCAUCGCCAACAAAUCAAGGAGAAGACUCCAAAUUGCGUGGAAGAUCGAAACUAAAUGACAGAGAACGACGUCAAGCAUCGUUGCCAAUUCUCGUGUUCGGCAAUGAGUUUAUUGAAAUGUUCUAUUCACGUCAAUUUCAGGAUAGGGAAGAAGGAUUAACGCGUCUUCGGAACAUUUUGAAGGGAGAAAGUGUUGAAGUUUGUACAGGAGGGCCAAAUAAAAUUGCGCGAGCAGCAACAUUUUUACUCCAUCGUUGUGUGCGAGAUGUCGUUUUUUCCGUUUUUGCAACUGCAACGGAGACGAUUCGAACGUUAUUCAUGGAUUUUGUACCCAAUAGAGUAUCCGUUAGUGAAGUCUCCCGUUUGACAGACAAAUUAUUGCCCGAGCUUUUAACAAAAACAGGAGAUCCAUCGCCAAGAGUGCACAAUUUGGCGCAACAUACCAUCCUGACAAUUGCUGAUUGUCCUCAAGUGCGGGAGCAACAAUUGGUUACGCCAGCCCUUGCGAGAACGAUUAGUAGCGGAACACAUCCACGUUUGGCUCUUUCACGCCUUCAAAUGUUGGAACAAUUAGUUCUCAGUCAAGGAUUAACGAGAGAAAAAUCGAGCUUAACAUUACAAUUCAUCGAAGCAGCAAUUUCAGGAAUUCAUCAUCCUGCCGAACAUGUGAGAAAAGUUGCUGAACGAAUUUUACUUUUAAUUUAUAAACAUCAACCACGUCUUGUGAGGAAACAACUUCCUCCUGAUGAUGACAUUACCCGUCGAAAUCUUUUAUAUCGACAACUUUUCUCAGAAUUUGACAAAAUCGAUUCAGAACGACGCAAAGAAAUGACAGAAAGUAAGAUGAUGGAUAAAUCUUACUUGAGUAUCGGGACAUUUUCUCCUCCUUUAUCGGGAAGUUCUCGCAGUUCUCCGCCCGUUGAUGUCAAAUUCAAGGCACGACAUGAAAAUCGAAAUACCGUUAGUUUUGCCGGAUAUAAAACUCCAACGAAUGACAUCAACGCAAUUGACGCCAAAUUACUCAAAAGCAAAUCCGGCAACGCCAUCGACAAGCUAAAUCAAUUUCUGAAGGAUGUCGAGACACAUAGCAAACAAAAUGGAGCAGUUGGCGGUACAAUGGAACGAGAAAAACGCGAAUUUGUCUCUCGUAUUCCUCAGUCAAAGACACGUCACAGCUCGAGAAAUAAGGAAAGUCAUCAAAAUGGGAAUGGAUCGGAAGCUUGUACGCCCGCAGAACAUCAAAUUAUCUGUACUUUUUGUGAUUGGACAUGCAACGAUCCCGCAGCUCUUGAUCGACAUUAUUGGAAAACGUGCCCAAUUUUGACGAAAUGUCCUCAGUGUUCAUUAAUUUUGGAGAUUGCGGCGUUGAAUUCACAUCUAAUAAAUGAAUGUGAUGCCAAAGAGUCUUAUUUGCCAUGCGAAAGAUGUUACGAGUCGGUUCACAAAGAUUUGUAUGAAUAUCAUCUCAUGGAGGAUUAUUGCAUAGAAGUCACAAAUGGCGCAGAUCGUUGCCCCUUAUGUCACGACGAGAUCUUUUUACCGAUGGAAGGAGGUUGGCGACGACAUUUGCUCGGAAAAUCAGGUUGUCGCGGAAAUCCUCGAACAAAAUCAAAACUAUAAUAUGACCAGAUAUGAACAAUUGCCUUGAAAAACACACGCUGCAUUCUUUUGCACAUCAGAAAUAAUCAAACGAGUUCCAUUUUUCGUCCUACAGAAAAAGUCAAUCCAUUCAAUUUACUCACGUCCUGUUGAAAAAAUAGCAAAAAAGUUAGAUAUAGAUGAAUUUAUGUUUGAAAAAUAUUAGAAAAUAGCCAAAUAUGAUGUUUGUAGUUAAAGUUCUUCCGUUUUCUGUUACGUAUUUGAAGAUUAAUUGUUGUCAAAAGAUCAACUUUUUGUGAUAUUUUUUUGAAUUUCUGUGAAUUUACUAUCCGUCGACUUCGGAAAACGCAUAAAAAAU